Messenger RNA from Rattus rattus (black rat), 1755 nucleotides. RefSeq lists its product as uncharacterized. Lineage: Eukaryota; Metazoa; Chordata; Mammalia; Rodentia; Muridae. The record is from RefSeq and is a predicted model, not a curated record. The coding region runs from base 1 to 1035 and encodes 344 amino acids. The transcript is spliced from 3 exons.
AUGGCUGUCUCUGAGAAACUCUAUCAGCAGCUGACCAAGAUAGAUGCAGAUGCUUACAGCUUGAUCAUUGUACUGAGGUCUGGAACCCUGUGGAAGACUUUUCUCGAUUUUUUUCGGCCCCCCUUUCCCACGCUCAUCUGGAACCGGGGCUCCGGAGGCAGCAGUAAGCCACCGGUCCCUUUCCUCGUCUCUUCCAUCAAACAGCCGCGGCCAAGCGCCUUGAAGCUUCCCUUUGGUGGAGCGAGAGGAGCCCGAGGGGGCGGGGGCGGAGAAAGGUCAAGGCGAGGGAAAGGCAGGAGACGCCUUUGCCUAACCUGCGUGGCGGGGCGUUCGUGCGGCUCUCGCUCUCUCCCUGCUUAUUUAUCGAUCGCACGGGCAGAGCAGCGCGCGGAGCUCGCUCGGGGGAGAUGCGGGACCACCCACUGGCGGGGAAGCAGCGAGCAGCCCUCUCGCGCCCCCGCGCCGCCGAGCGCCUCCUGCCUCCGCGCCCGGACGCCAGCCCGCUCCUGCCUCGGUCCCGGCCCCACGCUGCCACCGCCUGCCCCGCAGCCCCGCAACCCCGCAGUCCCGGAGCCCCGCAGCCCCGCAGCGCCCCGACCCCGGGGACGCCGGCCGCGCAGUAAGUUGGCAGGAGCGAGUGGCCUGGGCGGCUCGCCUCCCCCGCACCUUUUUGAACUUGUUGCUGUUGGCUCUGCUCGCCUGCGCCUGGCUUUUGGGAAGGUGACAAGGAGGAGGGAGGCACAGAGGGUGGGGGAAGGGGACAGAGAGCUCGCCAGAGCUUUAUUUAUGCUCCCCGGGAGCCUGGGAUCUGGCUGCUCGGGAGCCGCUGGCUCUGCCUUUCCCUUUCCGGGUGCAAGGCGACAGCAAAGUCUCUAUGCAACUCAGCCCCGGCGCGCACUUUGCCAGGUAUGUACCGCGGGCGAGGCGCGUUCUGCGCGGAGGCAGAUGCUGCUGCCGCCACGGCGGCGGCGGCUGCCAGCUCCCGGGCUCUAUAACUGUCACACUGCACCUGAGCUGAACUUGAACAGAGAGUGAAGGGGCCCAUCAGGCGAACGCUCUCUCUCGGCUGGCACAGAGGGUGUCAGUCGACGUGAGGGGGAGAGAGAGCUCUAGACCGACGCCCCCCGCCGCGAGCCCCGCACUUCACCUCCAUCUCUGCAAGCGCAGCGUUGAGUAGAGGAGGCCAGCGGACUCCAAGGGACUCGGGACAGCGGCUGUGACCGCAUCUCUGGAGCUACAACAACAGGUCGUCUUUUUGAGACGCCUUUGGCGGGAAGGACCACUUCAGCAGAAGGGGAAGGUGAAAAGGUUCUUUCUUUUAAGAGACUACCACUGGUUGACUUUCCCUGUUUCCUAUCCCCUGCUCUAUAUACCGACCCUGUAUCAACCAGACUGUAUCAGGGGAGAAGUGAAGACACCUGUUUGAAGCAAGGCUGUCUCUAAAGUCACCUGUGCGUUUAGAUGUGCCAGGAGGUGCCCUGGUCCAACUGUUGGCAGAGCUUUGUUUAGGCUUUAUGGAGAGAGAUUUUUAGGUCACUGUAUUUUUUUUUUCUCUUAGUAUUCCAAAUACUUGUCUGUGAGAGAAAUCUGGCUUUUUGGGUACUGUGACUUCACCUGCGCCACCUUGGAAUAACCGUGUUCCUGUGAGCAGUGUUCCCCAGUGUUUUGUCUGAGGUGAAGAAGUGGGGCCUUUUGUUACUUUCAUUGUGUUACUUUGGGUGACCCCUGAUCACUCUUGUGACCUCUACUUCAGAC